AACGGAUUCAGUAUAGCGCGAUACUUCUAUUACAGUUCACAUGGUCUCUGGUUGAAUGCUUCAAAGGUUGAAAAAAACCCUCUUAUGCUUAAACAAUAGUAAGAUUUCUUUAGUUAGAAGAGUGAGAGUAUGACAACAAAAUAAUAUGUGUUAAUAAAAAAACCGAGUGGCUAAUAUCAGCAAACUUUUGUAUAUAUCGAGAAAAAUAAACACCCCAAUUUUUUUUUCAUUGCAAUGAGUAAAUUGAGAUCUGGAAAAAGAAAAUCAGAAAAGCAAGAUUUUGACGAAACAAUUAAAAAAUGUAAAGAUUCAAAAAUAAAAAUAUGUAACAGUUCAAAAAUAAAUGUAAACUUAAAGGAAGAAAAUAUAGAAAACAUACAACGAAAUCAGGAUGGGGAAUUAAUAUUUCCUGAUCAUCCAGACUUCCUACCAAAUCGAUCUCCAAAAGAGGUUUUACAAGCAGGUGCCUUUGGUGGUGGAUACUUCAGAAAAAUAAAAUCUGGUGUCACUAAUGAAUGGCACACUGAUGCAUGGAAAGAGUUUCCAGAAGAUUGGUUUGACGGUUUAAAGCCUAGUUUACAUGUUGCAAAUCCAACAUAUGACAAAUCAGUAAACAAAUAUAAAGUUAAAUGUGGUUUAUCUCUGGAGGAAUGGGAAUCAUAUGGUUGGAUAAAGCGUCAAGAUCCUUUCGGAUGGUUUCAAUGGUAUUGUAGAUUUUAUCUUGGUCGUCGAACAGUAGACGACAUACGGCAAAUUGGUCGUUGGAAAAAGUUUUUAGCAAGAUUUAAAGCUAACCUUGUAAAUAAAAUAAAUCGCGCAAAUACAAAGUAUAACGAUUAUACAAUCUCACCAGUUAUCAGACAAGCAUUGUUGCAUUGGGGGUAUGAAGUGACUCCUACAGAUGUUGAGAAUGGAAAAGUUAUAAAAAAAUCUGAGUUAAAAACUUCUAAUUACAGUCAUAUUUUGCUUUGAGUUAUUAUUCUUGUUUUUGUUCACAAAUUUAUGGCUAAAGAAAUAAAUUAAAAAAAGAAAAGGUUCUUUAUGUUGUU
Hydra vulgaris (swiftwater hydra) is the source of this 1049-nucleotide messenger RNA. RefSeq lists its product as uncharacterized. The record is from RefSeq and is a predicted model, not a curated record. Lineage: Eukaryota; Metazoa; Cnidaria; Hydrozoa; Anthoathecata; Hydridae.